This is a messenger RNA of Trichoderma reesei QM6a, 1989 nucleotides long. RefSeq lists its product as uncharacterized. Gene Ontology annotation, molecular function: protein serine/threonine kinase activity; ATP binding. The record is from RefSeq and is a predicted model, not a curated record. Lineage: Eukaryota; Fungi; Ascomycota; Sordariomycetes; Hypocreales; Hypocreaceae. Gene Ontology annotation, biological process: protein phosphorylation. The coding region runs from base 1 to 1989 and encodes 662 amino acids. The transcript has 3 exons. Gene Ontology annotation, cellular component: cytoplasm.
AUGUACCGCUCGACCUGCCUGCUCGGUUCGUACAUUGUAGCGUCUCGAUCAGCAUCUCGCAAGCGUCCCACGCGUCUGCUCUCCAUCUACAUCUACAUCUACCUACAACCACAGCCGACUUCUGCCUCUGCAACGCAGAUUGAUUCUCGUGCUGCUGCUGCUGCUGCUGCUACUCAAAGAGAACAGGAACGGACUGUCGAGCUUGAGCGUGAAGCUCAACCACAGGCCAAAUCCACCUACAAAGCCCCAGAAAGUCAACAGACGUCGUCAGUCGUAGCUGAUGGAGCGAAUACCCCCAAGGCUCCAACUGUCGACCAGAUAAGGACGCUUCUCUAUGCUGCCUUGCCUUCUGCCGAGGGCGCCCGGUUGAUCAUUGCAUCGCCUCAAUAUCCCAAUGACGCAAGCGAGGACUCUUCGGUUGUUCGGCUCCCACAGGAGAUUGAGGGCAGGGUGACGUUUGGCCUCGUGCAAAGCUCCCAGCAUAUGGACUACCUCGUUCAACAACCGCUCCAAUACGGCUCGUCCGCUGUUGAACUGUGCUAUGAAGUCAUCUUUAUUCCGGGCAGCGAUGAUUGUCUACUCAGGAACUGUUCAAAGGCGCCGCUUCAUAUGACAUGCCUCGAUUCUCGCUGGACUCGGUGGCUGAUACGAGAGAACCGUCGUGCCGUGAUCCGUCCUGGGCUGUGGAGGAUUUCCCUCGUUCGCAAUGGAGACGACGCGUCUGACCGACUUUGUACUGAGAUUAUGCUCCUCAGGAGACAGUAUACAGUGGCAAUUCACAGGGCAAUUGACUCGUCGUUAGCCAAACGAGCCGCCAGCGAAGACGACGCGGAGAAUCGCGGCAAGCGACGAAAGCUGGGCAAAGACGAGACAGAAGAUGUCGCCAUUCCGCCCGCUUCCAAGACGGCCCCCGGAUCAGACUCCAUCGCCAAGAGGGCAGACAUUGUCCAGAGCCGCCAGCUGACGCCCUCUUCCGUUCGAGAGCUUGUCAAUCAAACGGGCAUCCCGCUUCUAGAGCUUGCAGACAAAGAGACGGCAGUCAUCAGCAGCCUGCACAUCAACAACGGUGAGGAUCCGCAGCCAACGCCCGUCUCCACGGCAUAUGGUUCGGAUUCAUAUCACCUCAGUCGAAUUCAGUACAUGGGGCAUACUUCGUCCACCAGUGUCUUUUCUUGCCGGCAUUCUGCUAUACCGGGGCUGGUAGUAGCCAAAGUCCCUCGAUAUGACGGCAAGUCGAUCGAGCAAGUACCUUCAUUUGCGCGCUCGUGGAAGAGAGAAAGGGAUAUGCUCAGGGGCCACAAACAUAGAAACAUAGUGGCGCUCAAGGCCUUUGAUGCACGCAUGUUCGCCUUGUACUUGGAGGUCCUGCCCAGGUCACUUUAUCGUGGCAACAUGUCGACGUUCACAUUGAGCGAUGUUGCGACCAUUCUCUACGACAUUGCGUCUGCCCUCGUUUACCUGUACGACAAGUCCAUCAUCCACAACGACAUCAAGCCAGGUAACAUUGCGUUUUCUCCCCAGCGAGGCGCCGUUCUUUUCGACUUUGGGAUGGCCACGAAUGACGAGGAUCAAGCGACCGGGGGGACGAUGUGGUAUCUUCCUCCAGAUAUUAUCCACCGCAAGCGACGGGGCUUCCCAGGAGACGUGUGGGCACUAGGAAUUACAGCGUCUUACUUGCUUGGCAAGAUGCAGAUUCCCGAAAGGUGUGGGAUCAGAUGGGACAUGGCUGAUUCGGGCAAGAAAAAGGGCUCGGAUCAGGCUAUGAUGGCAUGGUUCAAUCUCGUCAAGGAGAAGAGGGAGGAGCUGGACAGGGACAACAAGCUCGAAAGCAUAGUCUACGAUAUGCUCCAUUGGAAGGCUGAGUCUCGGAUAACGGCCGAGGGCAUUACAGCAGCGCUCGACUCGUUCAAGUUGGAGUCGGUUGAAGGUCCGACAUGCGAUGGACAGCGUUUGACGAGGUCGCGAACAAAGUCUCCUUUAGUAGGGUAG